Molecule: messenger RNA, 417 nt
Organism: Psylliodes chrysocephalus
Lineage: Eukaryota; Metazoa; Arthropoda; Insecta; Coleoptera; Chrysomelidae
Source: the annotation of a GenBank genome assembly
CAAUUUCUAACAAAAUGAAAUUCGUAUUACUUUUUUUGCCUUUUCUUGUACAUAUUGCAAGUGGACGCAUAGUGAGUCAAGUUGCAUGGGACACAAUAAAAAAUCUUUUGGGCGACGGUCACGAUGAGUGCAUGGAAGAAUCUGGAGCGACCAAAACUUCAUUACUCGAUUUUUUAAAUUGGGCAAAGAACAGCGAUCCCAAAUUAAAGGAUUACCUCACUUGCAUGUUCAAAUUAGCAGGCUUAGAAAACGAGGAUGGCACAAUUCAAAAGAUACCGCUGGAAAAUAUGAUGGACACUUUCUUGAACAAUAAGUAUAAAGUAUCCACGCUGUUCAAAAAAUGUAAAACUGUUGCAAAAUCUACUGCUUUUGCUAUGCUUAAUUGUUUGUUAAGCAAUGAAAGGUUUUAACUAUUAU